AUGGGUAAAGCUUGGGAUUUGCUAACAGAUGACAAGAAGGAGGUCUUUGGCUCCAGGGUAUUCCAACACUUUUUGAAAAUACCAUGUGGAUAUGAUGAUGAAGAGGACAAUGACAACACAUCAGGCCAGUUGACUCCGGAAGAAAUUGGUUUUUCCGAACCACUGUACCAGUCGUUGGUAAACCAUGAAAAAGUCAAAGCAUUCACUGCAAAACAACCUGAAAGCAAAGGUCAAAACACUGGCAAGCUGUACACUACUUUGAACAUGUACAACACCACUUAUUACCUUCUAUCUGCAACCCGAGCCCCUGGAAUCAACAUCCUCUGCAAAGAGUACUCCAACAAUCCUGCCUGGCUUGCACUUGCCAAAAAACAAUGGAAUUCCAAAGAAACAUUUGAAGCUUAUAGCCAUGGACGACAAAUACAGGCCAGCUUGGAAGAUAUCAAAGGUGGGCCAGCUUCAUCAAAGCCACUCCGAGAGGGAGAUACCUUGAAAAAGAAACUCAGGGCUGCACUCAAUUGA
This is a messenger RNA of Puccinia graminis f. sp. tritici CRL 75-36-700-3, 522 nucleotides long. RefSeq lists its product as uncharacterized. NCBI's taxonomy places the organism in Eukaryota, Fungi, Basidiomycota, Pucciniomycetes, Pucciniales, Pucciniaceae. The transcript is spliced from 2 exons. Gene Ontology annotation, molecular function: calcium ion binding. The coding region runs from base 1 to 522 and encodes 173 amino acids. Gene Ontology annotation, biological process: regulation of release of sequestered calcium ion into cytosol. Gene Ontology annotation, cellular component: sarcoplasmic reticulum lumen. The record is from RefSeq and is a predicted model, not a curated record.